GCGGUGGGACUGGCAGCGCUGGCUGCAGAGCUGAGGAUGGCUGAGCCCGGCUUCUUCCCGCUGCUGGUCGAGGGGUCCUGGGGCCCCCAGCCGCCGAAGAACUUGAGCGCCAAGUUGCAGAUGUACUUCCAGAGCCAGAAGAGAUCGGGAGGCGGAGAGUGUGAGGUUCGUCCGAAGCCUGAGAACCCGGCCAGCUUCUUGGUGCUCUUCUGCUCGCAGAACGUUCGGCAGAAAGUUCUGGAGAGCAAGAACCACGAGUUAGUGUGGCCAGGAAAAGGAACAUUUAAGUUAACUGUCCAGCUGCCCCCAGCCCCAGAUGAAGUUCAUGAUGUAUCUGAGGGGGAAAUUCCAACAAAGGAAUCCAAGACCAAAGACGAUGCCCAAGAACCAGAUGUGUCAGAAGAUAUCCCAAGAGAAUGUGAAAAUAUUCCCUCUUUGAUUGCCUUUGAAAAUAUCAAAGAAAAUGUGACUGACAUCAUGUUAAUCUUGUUGGUGGAGAACAUAAGUGACCUGUCCAGUGAUGGUUUUCAAGUGGAAGUAAUCAGAGACUUUGAAGUUGCCGUAGUUACCUUCCAAAAAUAUAUAGAUCCUGUUAAAUUUGUUGAUGAUUGUGCCAUGCACCCGUUGGUGAAACAGCUUCAGCUUUCUCCAAGACUUCUGGAAGUGACAAAAAAGAUCAGGGUCGAAAACCUGCCGCCUGGGAUUGACAACUAUAAUUUGAAAUGUUUUUUUGAAAAUCCUCAAAAUGGAGGGGGAAGAGUUGUCAAUGUUGAAUAUUUUCCCGAAGAGAGUUCAGCACUGAUUGAAUUUUUCGACAGAAAAGUGUUAGACACCAUCAUGACCAAGAAACUUGAUUUCAAUAAUAUGCCGCUCUCUGUGUUUCCAUACUAUACAUCUUUGGGCACAGCUUUGUAUGGAAAGGAGAAGCCUCUGAUCAAGCUUCCAGCACCAUUUAGAGAACCUUUGGAUCCUUCUUUAUGGAAGUUCUUACACAAAAAGAAUCACUUGAUUGAGGAGAUAAAUGAAGAAGUGAGAGGUUGCCACUGUGAGCUAACAUGGUCCCAACUCAAUGGUGAAGUUACCGUCCGACCUGCAGCCACCUUAGUCAAACAAGGAAGAAAAGGAAUCAAGAACUGGAAGAAAGAUGCUUCCACAGUGUUCUGUGGCAUCAGGUCUAGAUAUAAAGUUACCCCGUUUAAAGUGGACCCAGUAGUGUGGGACACCAUAAAAAACGAUAUAGAAGAUGAAAGACUUUUGAUUGAGUUUAAUACAAUUACGGAGACUGUAACUUUAGCAGGGAAAUCAGAGGAUGUGCAAAACAUUGAGCCACAAAUCAAGGAAUUAAUAGAAAACACCAUUCAAAAAAUUAAAAGAGAAGAGCAAAGUCUGAAGGAAAAAGUGGCCAUUUCUCCAGCAAAGUAUUCUCUUUUGCUCUGCAGCGGUGUUAAGGAGCGCCUCCACACAGAGUACCCAGAGCUGGAGAUUUUUUAUGAUGAAGCCACUCAACACAUGUGCUUUAAGGGACUCGGUGUAGAUGUGUAUAAAGUAAAGUGUGAAAUCCAGGAAAAGGUGUACACCAUGGCUCAGAAACGCAUUCAGCUUCCCCAUGAGGUUUUCCAGUUUUUGCAGCAGGUCAGCUGUGCAGAAUUCUCUAAGUCUUUUUUCAUAGCACAGAAAAUCCUUGCAGUUUAUGAGCUAGAGGAUACAAGUGUUCUCUUAACCAGCUAUUCUUCUGAAGUCCUGCUAGAAGCUGAAAAGCAAAUGGGCAGUGCCUUAUGUUAUAAGUGCAUAGACAUUGAAGACAGGGAAGUUCUUAAUGGUAAGAAGUGGAAAAUGAUCACUAGCAAUUUGCUUAAGAAACAUAAUUCCUCUUCAAAGACUGUAAUAAUCAGUGACUUAACUUCAGAAACCACACCUGAGGUCAUUAUUGCAGGCUGUGUGAAAGAAGUACAUGAGAUCUACAGCAUCCUUUCUGACUUUGUGGGAAAAAACAUGAAAAUAGAGAGAUUUUUAGCAAUAAAUUCUCCCUUAGUUAUUGAUUAUUUAAAGGCAGAGAAGAAGCUGUUCUUACAAAAGAUGAAGCUAAAGAAGAUAAAUGUUCAGGUGGAUUUCAAUCCUGGGAGAGAACCAAAAGGCAUUUUACUCACAGGCUCAAAGGCCGAAGUCCUGGAGGGAAUGGACAUCCUCAAGGAGGCCAGGGAUUCAGUUUGUGUUAAAAGCGUCUGUAUUGAUAAGCCAGGAGCCAGCCAGUUAUUCCUGGAUAGUCCAUGGUAUUAUAGACGUGAGGUACGGUUACUUGGCUGUUUUGUGGAACUACUGCAGAAUAAAGAAAGGGAGGGAGGUGGCGCUGAUGGGCAGAAGUGCUUAUCUCGGACAGUUUUGGCCCCCGGAGUCUCUCUGAUGGUACAGCAAGGCAACCUGACACAGUUUCCUGUUGAAGUGGUGGUGAAUGCGGCAAAUGAGGACCUCCGGCACAAUGGGGGCCUUGCCGCUGCCCUUUCCAAAGCAGCUGGCCCCGAGCUCCAGGCAGACUGUGAUCAGAUAGUGAAGAAAAAAGGCAUGAUCCCACCUGGCCAUGCCACUGUCUCAAAAGCAGGAAAGCUCCCGUAUCGCCAGGUCAUCCACGCAGUCGGACCCAGGUGGAAGAGGGAUGAUGCCCUGGGGUGUGCGCUCCAGUUAAGGAAAGCUGUGAAGAAAAGCCUCCAUUUGGCCGAAAAACUCCAGUACCGAUCCAUAGCCAUCCCUGCCAUUAGUUCUGGAGAAUUUGGCUUUCCCUUAUCUCAGUGUGUGGAGACCAUUGUUUUGGCAGUCAAAGAAACCUACCAGUAUAACUGGGAUGGACACACCUUGAAAGAGAUUUACCUUGUGGAUACAUCUGAGAAGACUGUUGAGGCCUUUGCCAAAGCGGUGCAAACUGUAUUUAAAAACACCAUGCCUGGUACUACCUCCCAGCCCAGUUUACCGGCCGCGGUCCAGCCAGCCCUGAGAAAAGAUGACGGAAGGAGACCGAUGCUGUUGUGCCCAGGCGGCCUGAGGAUCCUGCUGGUGAAAGAAGAGGUGCAGAAUGCUACGACUGAUGUUGUCGUCAACUCCAUUUCUUGCGAUCUUGAGCUUAAUCAAGGGCCCCUUUCUCAGUCCCUCUUGGAAAAAGCUGGGCCAGAUCUCCAGAAGGAAUUGCACAGAACUGAACAAGUGUUCCCUGUUGAUGUGGGCACGGUUCUCCAAACCAGUGGUUGCAAUCUGCAUUGCCACCGAGUGCUCCAUGUGGUGGCUCCGCAAUGGAACAACACGUCUUCAUGCAAGAUCAUGGAAGACAUAAUCAGAAAAUGUUUGGAAAUUACCGAAAACUUGUCCUUAAAAUCAAUUGCAUUUCCAGCCAUAGGAACGGGCAAUUUGGGGUUUCCUAAAGAUGUUUUUGCCGAAUUAAUCAUUUCAGAAGUGUUCAAAUUUAGUAGCAACAAUCAACCAACAGCUUUACAAGAGGUUUACUUUCUACUGCACCCAAAUGACCACGCUAAUAUUCAGGCAUUUUCAAAUGAAUUUGACAGAAGGGCUAAUGGAAAUUUCAUCAGUGACAAAAUUCCCAAGGCUGAGAAUACACAAGGUUUCUAUGGGGCUGUUACUAGCCCUGACUUAGGAGUGCAUGAAAUGAAAAUUGGUCCCAUCACCUUCCAGGUGGCCCCUGGAGAUAUUACUAAAGAAGAAGCAGAUGUGAUUGUUAAUUCAACAUCAAAGACAUUUAAUCUCAAAGCCGGAGUCUCCAAAGCAAUUUUGGAGCAGGCUGGGAAAAAUGUGGAAAUGGAAUGUUCUCGCCUAGCUCAACAGGGCAACAAUGGUUAUAUAAUUACUGAAGGUGGAUUCCUGAAGUGUAAGAAUAUUAUUCAUGUCAUUGGCGGAAAUGAUGUCAAGAGAUCAGUUUCCUGUGUUUUGCAAGAGUGUGAAAAACGGAAUUACUCGUCCAUUUGCCUCCCAGCCAUUGGGACAGGAAAUGCUAAACAAGACCCAGACAAGGUUGCUGAAGCCAUAAUUGAUGCCAUUGAAGACUUUAUCCAGAAAGGAUCAGUCCAGUCCGUGAAAAAAGUUAAAGCUGUUAUCUUUCUACCUCAAGUACUGGACGUGUUUUAUGCCAACAUGAAAAAAAGAGGAAGCUCUCAGCCUUCUUCCCCACAGUCUGUGAUGUCUAAAAUUGCAUCAUUUUUUGGCCUCUCAAAACCAACCCCUAAAAAACAAAAGACUUUGGUUUUGGAAAAUAAAACAGAAUCAGCAAUUUUUCAGGUGUGUGGUGAAAACGAAAAAUGUGUGGAUAAUGCCCUCUCCUUGAUACAGGAUCUGAUUAAAAACAAACAGAGUCUUUAUACCAGUGAAGAGGAAUGUAUCAAAGACUUUGAUGAAAAGGAACAUCAGGAAUUGAUUAAGCUGCAGAAGAACCUGAAUAUUGCCAUAUGCUUGGACACUCAAAGACCUUUGAUUGAGGUCACAGGACUUAGCAGAGAUGUGGAACAGGCUAGAAAUGCAAUUGAGGAAAUGAUCAAGACAGUUAGAGUAGCCAAAGAGCAGGAAUCCAGAGCAGACUAUGUCAGUGAAUUUGUAGAGUGGCAAUAUAAUGACAAUAACAGUUUUCAUCACUUUGACAAAAUAACCAAUCUGCAAUUGGAGGAAGCAAGAAAAAGACACGAAAAUACAGUUAAUGUUGAAAUUAAUAAUCAGAGAUACACUGUGGACUUGAAAGCAUACACCGCUACCGAUGCAAAGGGACACAGUUUACCUCUUCAGCGCUUCACAAAAUCUGAAGUUGAGAUCCCUGCUCACUGGAGUGAUAUGAAGCAGCAGGAUGUCUGUCUGGUUGAGCUACAGCCUGGUCAUGCAGAAUACGACAAAGUGGCAAACGCAUUUAAUCAGACCUGCUCACAAUUCAGUAUAAAGAAGAUUGAGAGAAUCCAGAAUCCACAUCUCUGGAAAGCCUACCAGAUCCAGAAAAAAAACAUGGUUGAGAAGAAUAAACAUAUACAGAAUGAGAGGCUGCUCUUCCAUGGGACAGAUGCUAACUCGUUGCCACAUGUCAACAAAAAUGGUUUUAACCGCAGUUAUGCUGGAAAGAAUGCUGUGGCAUAUGGAAAGGGAACCUAUUUUGCUGUCAAUGCCAGUUAUUCUGCCAAUAAUACAUACUCCAAACCAGACAUAAAUGGGAAGAAGCAUAUCUAUUAUGUGCGAGUACUUACUGGAUUGUACGAACGUGGAAAUCAAUCAUUACUUGUGCCUCCUCCAAAAGACCUUCUAAAUCCUACUGACCUGUAUGACACUGUCACAGAUAAUGUGCAAAAUCCAAGUUUAUUUGUGGUGUUUUAUGACAACCAUACUUACCCAGAGUACCUCAUUACUUUUCAAUAACAUUUUGGAAUCCUUCACAGAAGACGUUAUUCAUCUCUACCAGUGGAUUAUCAACCUUUUUCAUCUCUCAGCACACAUACACUAAUUACUAAAAUUCUGCGGCACACCAAAAAAAAAAAAAAAAAUAUAUAUAUCUAUUUUGCUGAUCUGACAAAAGAAGGUAUAAUUUUGAGUCAUUCACACCAGAGGCUAUUGUCAUUGUUUUUGUUGUGUUGGCUGUUGUCAUUUUUUUUGACAGUCUAAGGGAAAAGAGGUCUGUGCCCCUGACUAAAGAGCCAGGUAUUUAAUGUUUUAAGAAGUCUUGUGGCACACUGGUUGAAAUUGCUGAUCUGCAUAUCUGUGUAACUAUAAAAAAAGUUUUAGAUUUUUUUCCUCUUAACAGCUUUUUCUAUGAUCAAAGGAUCCUUGCCACUGAAAUCAGGCUUUCCUCAGUUUCUCUUUCAUAGCUAGAGUGAACCAUUAUUGAAAUCAGUAAACUUGAGAAUUAAACUAGGUAACUUAGUUACAACUGUGUGUCCACAACCAUGGACAUCAAAUAUGCAGAAGAAAAGAACAGGUUUAUACAUUCAGGAAGGAGAGAAUAACAUUAAUCUUACAAGCAGAGGGCACAGCUGUGCAAUUUCAGCUGCCUCUGAAGGAGACAGCUGGUAUCACGUCAGGAUGCCAUAUUACUGUGGGAAGCAAUCUUACUAAGUGGGUUGGACUGCUGUCUUUCUUCGGGGCAGAGAUGGUGUCUUAUUCAUUUUAUUUUUUAUUUCUGGACUGAGUCUGUGCCUACUGUCCAAUAGAUGUUCCAGAAAUGUUUCAUAAACCAAUUAAAAAUGAAAAAGCCUUGUCAAACUCCUACUCAAGUAGGAACCAUUUCUUCAACAUCCUUGACUUAUUGUCACGUUGCCUCAAAUUGAACAAAUUCCAUGACAAGAAAGUGUUUUUCGUGACCCAGGCCAUGACAUAGGAGCUCCAGUCAAGACUCUGGGAUUGCAGUGCUGCUGCGCCCUGCACAGCCCAGGAGCUGUGGUCAAAUGACUUGUGUCGAAUGGACCUGUGCAGCACAGCAGCUGUGGCUCCUGUUAGGUAGAAUAGGUAGUAAACUAAGGCAGGGAGGAGGAGGAGGAAGACCUGCCUCACCUGUUGACUCAGCAAUCUGGAGCCUGGUCUGCUAAGAUUGCUGGGUGUUCCAAACAUCACAAGCACCGGUAGUGCAGGAUGAGCAGAGUCCUUGAGACUGCUUGGAAAGGGAGCUUCUGUAGCAAUUGCACUAAGAUGAAGAGCCUUUAGAAGCCCAGAAAGAAAGCCUUUGUAGCUGUACAUUAUUCCCAAGGUUUGCAAGGGUAAGGAGGGGAAUCUAGCAGCUGACUAAAGCGUAUACCCCUGAAAUCCAGUGGUUGGCGCACUCAGAUUAGCUGAGUGUCCACUUGUAGUCUCAGCUCUUGUGUAGAAAAAACUGUUAUUUCCUUUGU
Messenger RNA from Pteronotus mesoamericanus, 6848 nucleotides. It is a transcript of the gene PARP14, whose product is annotated as poly(ADP-ribose) polymerase family member 14. The transcript has 17 exons. Gene Ontology annotation, molecular function: NAD+-protein mono-ADP-ribosyltransferase activity; NAD+ poly-ADP-ribosyltransferase activity; transcription corepressor activity. The record is from RefSeq and is a predicted model, not a curated record. Gene Ontology annotation, cellular component: nucleus; cytoplasm. NCBI's taxonomy places the organism in Eukaryota, Metazoa, Chordata, Mammalia, Chiroptera, Mormoopidae. Bases 37 to 5388 code for a protein of 1783 amino acids. Gene Ontology annotation, biological process: negative regulation of gene expression; protein poly-ADP-ribosylation.